Molecule: messenger RNA, 744 nt
Organism: Suillus fuscotomentosus
Lineage: Eukaryota; Fungi; Basidiomycota; Agaricomycetes; Boletales; Suillaceae
Exons: 5
Coding region: 121-744 (207 amino acids)
Source: RefSeq, a predicted model, not a curated record
GCAAAAACGUAGCUAUAAGACCCAUGGUAGCACCCCAGAUUCUCAGCCAACAUUAAGCCGUCGGAAUUUUUGGACAACUCGCAGUGACUGUGCAACCCGCGCCAUCUACUCUUGUUUCCAAUGACCUCCAAAUUCAACCUCAACUGCUUAGUCUUAGGCGACCACCCCAGGAACAUAUUCCCGGUCAAGAUUACAUGGACAGAUACUGUUGGCGACCUGAAAGACACUCUCCAACUGUGGAAAGUCGACCUACCUGUCGACGACACCCUCGGGCGUAAUCAUCUCGACGAGCUUGAACUAGAUCACAAGACACCAUUGUCGCCUGUGGAUGAGAUAUUUGAGGUUUUUGACAGUCCUCCUCAACAUAAGCACCUGCAUAUUGUUGUCCAGCCGCUACCUGCUGGCGUUUCCCGCAAAGCCAGCCACCUGUCAAUCAAACUCAAUUGCUUAGUCUUAGGCGACCACCCCUGGAACAUAUUCCCAGUCGAGAUUAUAUCGACGGAGGUCGUCGGUAACCUGAAAGAUUUGAUCAAGGAAAAGAAUCAGCAUGAAUUCAAUAAUUUUGAUGCUAAGAAUCUCAAGCAAUGGAAGGUCGACCUGCCUAUUGACGACACCUUCGAUGGUAAUCUCAACGAGCUCGAACUAGAUCACAAGAAACCAUUAUCACCUGUGGAUGGAAUGUUUGAGGUUUUUGACAGUCCUCCUCAACAUAAGCACCUGCAUAUUGUUAUGCGGCAUCAGUAA